GCCGCUUCCGUCGGCAGGACUGACAAGACAUCACUUCCAUCCCAAGUCAUGUGUACUCGAAAUCCCAAUUGCCGGAUAACUCAAUGGACGGAAGUUUGACUCGUUUACAGAACAACUAGUCAACUACAUGCCAGGAUGCACGACACAGACUCAAGCAGGGCCGAGAAUGGGGCCGGCUGUUCCCUCUCACAGCCCCGUCACGGUGCGUCCCACACCAUCCCGUGAAGGACCCUUUACCGUCCACGUUGCGGCCGACAGUCCGUACACCAUGAAAGCUGCCGGCACUUGAACCUGAGCCCUUUCCAAACCACGCAACACGC
Colletotrichum acutatum is the source of this 320-nucleotide messenger RNA. RefSeq lists its product as uncharacterized. The transcript is spliced from 2 exons. The coding region runs from base 128 to 289 and encodes 53 amino acids. The record is from RefSeq and is a predicted model, not a curated record. Lineage: Eukaryota; Fungi; Ascomycota; Sordariomycetes; Glomerellales; Glomerellaceae.